Sesamum indicum (sesame) is the source of this 1427-nucleotide messenger RNA. RefSeq lists its product as uncharacterized. Gene Ontology annotation, biological process: RNA processing. The record is from RefSeq and is a predicted model, not a curated record. NCBI's taxonomy places the organism in Eukaryota, Viridiplantae, Streptophyta, Magnoliopsida, Lamiales, Pedaliaceae. Gene Ontology annotation, molecular function: protein binding.
GACAGGAAAUAUUAAUCAAACUCAUAAAAAUCUUUCUACAGUUCUCAAGAUUCCAAUCCCACCGCCACCCAAUACUCCCAUAAAUUCUUCCUACAAAUCCCCACUAACUCCGCCCCCUCUCCUCCUCAGCACGGAGGAGGUCCGCCGUGGAAGGUAUUCUGAACUUAUUAAAGCAAAAUACACACUGAAAGGUGAGAAUGUUGCUGAGAAGCUCAUCAACUCCAAUCUUGAACUCAUGGCUACCCAGUUCUGCAUCCGGGUCGGGGUCUUCGCCGGAAUCCGAUACCCUGCCCCAGUUGACAAGAACGCGAUCCGUCUGUCUGACGACGUCGUUUGAGGAAAGCUCCUGUAGGAGCACGCCAACCCGGAUCGCGGACUCCAGAGACCCGGCGAAGCCCAAGAAGAGCUUGAGGCUGCUCGCGACCCCGAAGCCCGCGAAAAUCCAGGAGAGACGAGAAGGGCAGGAGGUGGUCUCCUUUUUCCUGUCGAGCUCUGGCUUGGGCGCGCCGGUAGAGGAGGAGGGCUGUUUGGCGGUGGCCGAGAGGCAGAGAAUGCCGCAGUCGCCGGUGGUGGGCGGCAGCGGAGGUAGCGGUGUCGGAGGUGGCAGGACGUGUGGUGGCGGGAGAGGGUCCGGUGACGGGUCGGGUUCGGGUUCACAGGACCCCGGGAGGUGGCGUGGACGCCAUAGUACGGACCUGUACUAUGAGAUGAUGAUUGAGGCUAAUCCCGGAAACUCUCUCUUGCUAGCAAAUUAUGCUAAAUUCUUGAAAGAGGUGAAGGGAGACUUUGCAAAAGCAGAGGAGUAUUAUGAGAGAGCAAUUUUGGCUAACCCCAGUGACGGCAACGUGUUAUCACUCUAUGCUGAUCUAAUAUGGCAGACGCAUAAAGAUGCUGAUAGAGCCGAGGCUUAUUUUGAUCAAGCUGUUAAAACUGACCCCAACGACUGUUAUGUGCUGGCUUCAUAUGCACGGUUUUUGUGGGACGCCGAGGAUGAUGAGGAAGAGGAAGAGGAAGAGGCUGAUGCCAUAAAUAGCAAACAGGCAGCAUCACAGACAUAUAAUUCACCUUCCAAGAUCUUCCACAACGAAUCUCAUCGGCCUCCUCUUGCUGCAGCCUCUUAAUCUAAUGCCUCCCUCUAUAUAAUCUUAGUCGGUGAUGAAGUGCAGUCAGAAGAGCUUGGUAUUUGGUAGCCCUUUACGGUUUCCGCGUACUGUUGUAAAUAUAGAAAGAAAGAUGAAGAAGACUCUCUUCACUGUAACUCUUCAUUAUCAAUAAGUAAUAGCAUAUUAGCUCCUGACUGUAACCUUCUUAUAUGAGAAAUAAUCGCAUAUUAGCCUUUCCUGUGUACUUCUGUUCGAGAAACUGAUGAUUCUGAAUGCACUGCUACACAAAUAUCUGAGGAGAGAUGGUUUCUGCUGUUCAACAAA